This is a messenger RNA of Gossypium raimondii (Peruvian cotton), 1107 nucleotides long. Its product is annotated as transcription factor HHO5. The coding region runs from base 55 to 909 and encodes 284 amino acids. The transcript has 5 exons. Lineage: Eukaryota; Viridiplantae; Streptophyta; Magnoliopsida; Malvales; Malvaceae. The record is from RefSeq and is a predicted model, not a curated record. Gene Ontology annotation, biological process: regulation of DNA-templated transcription. Gene Ontology annotation, molecular function: DNA-binding transcription factor activity; DNA binding.
ACAACACAAAAGAAAAGAAAAAGAGAGGAAAAGAAAAGAAAAGAAAAGAAAAAAAUGGCUUCAUCAAGCAAUUCUCUUGGGCUGAAACUGAGUCUUAAACCAACUUAUGUGCCCAAAACCAUCACUGAUCUCAUGAAAGAUCUCCUAAAUAUCGAGAAUGAAACUGAUAAGUUAGCUGUGUUGAGCGAUUAUAUCAGUCAACAUGAAGAAGAACUCAACAGCAUUGCUGCUUUGAGAGGUCAACUUCCUCAAUGCAUGCUGCUGUUAAUGGAGGCACUCGGAACACUGAGACAGGAGUUUCUGAAGAUAAAAAAUGGGAUGGUAGCUGGUAAAGAAGGUGAUAAUAUUGAUAUGGUUUUGAAGGAGAAUUCUGGAAUGAAGAGGAAACGUUGUGAAAAAAUGCUAGAAGCUGAACAAGUUCCAAACCUAAAGUGUGAUUUCAAAGGCAAGGGUGUGAUGAUGAACUCAUCUCCUCCUCAUCACCCAUCCAACCAUAAGCACCCCAAAGCAUUCAGAGACUUUGUUCAGGCCCCAAAUCAGAAUCCGAACAGCAAUGGUGGAGGUGGGUUGAACCUGAGGGCUGAUAAUCGAACCCUUCUGAAUUAUAAGCACAAGCCACUGACUCAACCAAUUUGGAAGAACAACAGGCGAUCUUGGUCGCCCCAGCUUCAUGCAAGGUUUGUGGAGACCUUGCAUAUCCUUGGAGGCAUGUAUGAGGCGACUCCUAAGCAAAUCAGAGAGAUGAUGAACGUUGAUGGCCUCACUAAUGAUCAAGUGAAGAGCCACCUUCAGAAAUAUCGACUUCACAGCCGCAAGCAGCAGGAGGGUUGCGCACAGCAGGUGGCGAAAGGUGAAGAUCCAUGGGACCCAGAUAGGGAUGGCGGUGAGCCUAUGGCACCGGCAAACUAAGCUGCAUGCAGGCUAUCUUAUAAGGAGUACUCUUAUUUUGGUUUUAAUUAAUGGAGUGUUGAAGAACUUUUUGUGUUUUAGUUUUACAGACAUUAUAGAGCAUGGUUAGAUGUUCAUAAACUCUUAUGGUGUGAAGAACUUAUGAGUACUCCUUGGGUUUAAAUAAAUGUUUUUGCUAUAUUGCAAACUUUAUCAAUA